AUGGACGUCGUUCUCGAGGUCUUCGAUACCUUUGUCUUUGACUUCCUAUACGCGACCGCUCUCCCGCUCUCCGCGGCAUCCAGUGACGUCGUGUCCAAUGUCUUCAACGGUGUCAACUCGACCGCUGCAUCGGCCAUCGCGCAGGUCAAUGGCAAGGGCAAUGGAUUCGUCUAUACCCCGUCGACGGAGUAUUUCUCUCUAGAGCCCUUCCAGUCGGCGUACCAGUCUUCCCUGCCUCGAGAUAACGGCUUUCGUCAGGUCUUCAGUCUCUUCUUGAUCACAUGGGUCUUCGGUCUCGUGCUGUACUUCACCGUUGCAUCGCUCUCCUAUGUCUUCGUCUUCGAUAAAACCGCAUUCAACCAUCCAAAGUACCUCAAGAACCAAAUCUCCCAGGAGAUCGGACAGGCCAUGCACUCCAUGCCGCUCAUGGCUGUCCUGACUGCUCCCAUCUUCCUCAUCGAAAUAAAGGGCUACUCCAAGAUAUAUGAUACCCUCGAGGAGGCUCCCUUCCCAAUGUACAAUUACCUCCAGUUCCCGCUCUUCCUCCUAUUUACCGACUUCUGCAUCUACUGGAUUCACCGUGGCCUGCAUCACCCGCUCGUCUACAAGAAGGUGCACAAACCACACCACAAAUGGAUCAUGCCGACUCCCUACGCCAGCCACGCCUUCCACCCUCUCGACGGCUGGAGCCAGGGUCUCCCGUACCACAUCUUCCCAUUCAUCUUCCCGCUGCAGAAAUUCGCCUACGUUCUUCUCUUUGUCGCAAUCAAUGUCUGGACCGUCAUGAUCCACGACGGUGAAUAUGUUGCCAACAGCCCCAUCCUGAACGGCGCUGCAUGCCAUACCAUGCACCAUCUAUACUUCAACUACAACUAUGGCCAAUUCACCACCCUCUGGGAUAGACUGGGUAACAGCUACCGUAAACCAAAUGACGAGCUGUUCCGUCGCGAGACCAAGAUGGGACAGGACGAGUGGAACCGACAGGCCAAGGAGAUGGAGGAGAUGGUCAAGCAGGUCGAGGGUAGCGAUGAUCGAACCUAUGAUAGCGGAGAGACCAAGAAGGAUCUCUAG
This is a messenger RNA of Arthroderma uncinatum, 1071 nucleotides long. Its product is annotated as C-5 sterol desaturase. Gene Ontology annotation, molecular function: iron ion binding; oxidoreductase activity. NCBI's taxonomy places the organism in Eukaryota, Fungi, Ascomycota, Eurotiomycetes, Onygenales, Arthrodermataceae. The transcript is spliced from 2 exons. The record is from RefSeq and is a predicted model, not a curated record. Bases 1 to 1071 code for a protein of 356 amino acids. Gene Ontology annotation, biological process: lipid biosynthetic process.